AUGAGGAAGUGUACGAUCACUUCUAUUUUAUUACUAUUAUGCCUUCUCUUUCUCCUUCCAGAUCAAGGUAGGAAACUACAAGCAAAUGCAGACGGUGAUUCUGAUUUACCGGUAGAUCCACCGAAGGUGGAAGAAAAGAUAGGCGCUGUUCCGAAUGGAUUAUCAACCGAUUCUGAUGUCGCUAAGAGGGAAGCGGAGUCAAUGUCGAGAAGAACACUUCGCUCAAAUGCGGAGAAGUUUGAGUUCCAAGCGGAGGUGUCUCGGCUUAUGGAUAUUAUUAUAAACUCACUUUACAGUAAUAAAGAUAUUUUCUUGAGAGAGUUGAUCUCAAAUGCUUCCGAUGCACUGGACAAGAUUAGAUUCCUAUCACUCACAGAUAAGGAAAUUUUGGGUGAAGGUGACAAUACUAAGCUCGAUAUCCAGAUUAAGUUAGAUAAAGAAAAUAAAAUUAUCUCUAUCCGUGAUAGAGGUAUAGGAAUGACAAAGGAGGAUUUGAUCAAGAAUUUGGGAACCAUUGCCAAGUCCGGAACUUCAGCAUUUGUGGAAAAAAUGCAGACAAGUGGAGACCUUAACCUUAUUGGCCAAUUUGGUGUUGGAUUCUACUCAGUAUAUCUUGUUGCUGAUUAUGUUGAAGUGAUUAGCAAACAUAAUGAUGAUAAACAGCAUGUAUGGGAGUCAAAGGCAGACGGAGCUUUUGCCAUUUCAGAGGACACUUGGAAUGAGCCACUUGGUCGUGGAACUGAAAUCAGACUGCACCUAAGCGAUGGAGCUCAGGAGUAUUUGGACGAGUUCAAAUUAAAGGAACUGGUGAAGAAAUAUUCUGAAUUCAUCAAUUUCCCUAUAUACCUCUGGGCUAGCAAAGAAGUGGAUGAGGAGGUUCCUGCUGAUGAAGAAGAUUCCAGUGAUGAAGAUGACACAGAUGAAACUAAAUCCGAUGAGGAAGGGGAGGAAGAAGAUGCUGAGAAAGAAGAGGAUGAGAAAAAACCCAAGACAAAGACAGUUAAGAAAACUACUUACGAGUGGGAACUUUUGAAUGAUGUGAAAGCUAUAUGGCUACGGAAUCCAAAAGAGGUGACAGAAGAAGAAUACACGAAAUUCUACCGCUCCCUGGCCAAGGAUUUCAGUGAUGAGAAGCCCCUAGCAUGGAGUCACUUCACUGCAGAAGGUGACGUUGAAUUCAAGGCUUUGUUGUUUGUACCACCUAAGGCUCCUCAUGAUUUGUACGAGAGUUACUACAACUCAAACAAAUCCAACUUAAAAUUAUAUGUCAGACGGGUUUUUAUCUCAGAUGAGUUUGAUGAGCUUCUUCCCAAGUAUCUGAACUUCUUGAGGGGACUUGUUGAUUCUGACACCUUGCCUCUUAAUGUAUCAAGAGAAAUGUUACAACAACACAGUAGCUUGAAAACAAUCAAGAAGAAACUUAUCCGCAAGGCCCUUGAUAUGAUCCGCAAACUUGCUGAUGAGGACCCAGAUGAAUCUAAUGAUAAAGACAAGACAGAUAUUGAAGAAUCCAGUGACAGCAAUGAGAAGAAAGGUCAAUACAUGAAGUUCUGGAACGAAUUUGGUAAAUCUAUUAAACUUGGUAUCAUUGAGGAUGCAACUAACAGAAAUCGCCUGGCCAAACUUCUACGAUUUGAGACAACAAAGUCAGAUGGUAAAUUGACUUCACUGGAUCAGUACAUCUCAAGAAUGAAGUCAGGACAGAAGGAUAUCUUCUACAUAACUGGAGCUAGCAAAGAACAACUAGAGAAAUCUCCAUUCCUUGAGAGACUGACAAAGAAGAAUUACGAGGUUAUUCUCUUUACAGAUCCCGUGGAUGAAUAUCUAAUGCAAUAUCUGAUGGAUUAUGAAGACAAGAAAUUCCAGAAUGUGUCCAAGGAAGGACUGAAAAUCGAGAAGGAUUCAAAAGACAAGGAACUCAAGGAAUCAUUCAAGGAGUUGACGAAAUGGUGGAAGGGUGCUCUUGCCAGUGAGAAUAUCGACGAUGUAAAGAUAAGCAACCGACUAGCUGAUACCCCAUGUGUAGUUGUAACUUCAAAGUAUGGUUGGAGUGCGAACAUGGAGAGGAUAAUGCAGUCACAAACUUUAUCAGAUGCAAGCAAGCAGGCGUACAUGCGUGGCAAGAGGGUGCUCGAAAUUAACCCGAGACACCCUAUCAUCAAGCAACUUUGCGAGCUAGUAGUAAAAGAUCCCGAGGAUGAAAGUGUAAAGCAAACCGCUCAGCUCAUGUACCAAACAGCAUUGAUGGAGAGUGGCUUCAUGCUCAGCGAUCCGAAGGAUUUCGCUUCCCGAAUCUACAGCUCAGUGAAAACGAGUCUCAACAUCAGCCCGGAUGUAACUGUUGAGGAGGAAGAUGAUGUAGAAGAAGCUGAGACUGAAUCCGAAACUAAAGAGGCAGAAUCUUCUUCACACACUGAAGAUCGUCCUAAGGAUUACGAUGAUGAUGUUAACGAUGAAUUGUAG
Molecule: messenger RNA, 2463 nt
Organism: Fraxinus pennsylvanica
Lineage: Eukaryota; Viridiplantae; Streptophyta; Magnoliopsida; Lamiales; Oleaceae
Source: the annotation of a GenBank genome assembly